CAAAUGGCUACUGCGAGCGCUGCGCGCCCUGUUCUUCGCGCGCCGUCCCGACGCUUCGCCCAGCCCCAGGAAGAGGAGGCACCCCAGAUCAGGAGUUGUCAACCGGAGGGGUCCACUGCUGCCACCCACCACCCCGCGCUGCUGCCACUUCACAUCCGGCUGCCAGGGAUACACUUAUUUAAAAAGCUUUAAAUUAUGCCCCAAUCAACUGUCCUCUACACUGGUUGGAAAAAGGGUAUGAAAAGAACAGGGCCUGAUCUUGCCAUUCAUUCAGCUGUGGAAGACCCUGACCAGAUACAAUCAAAAAGGCAAAGAUUAGCACCGCCACCCCUCCUUGGGAAGAGUAUACAAGUCUCAGUAAAUAGAGCAAAUUGGCUUCUAGCAACUCUCUUUAAUUACUUUGUCUGUAAACUGGCACAGACUGUUGAAGGAGUUGCCACUCUGAUCAAACUUCCAUGUCAGCUGACCAGUAGGUAUCGGAAGACUUCAGUCGUUAAUGGAUCUCCCCAUGUGGUGUCUAUCGAUGAGACUUUUUCAGAAACUUCUGAUCCUCCGAAAGAUAGACUGACAAGGUCUACAUCUGGAAUAGAAAUGCUACAACUAGAAAAGAAAAUACCUCACGGAAAAGAGAGAGUAGCUGCUACUUGUCACACUGUGCAUCGUUUGAGAGACAUCUGCAACACAACAAGGAGUAGCGGAUUAGUUAGAAAGGAGCGGCCAAGCCGGGAGCACAGCAUGUUGGAAGCCACCGCUUCAGAAGCGAGCAGGAUGAGACGGCCUUGCUUUGCUGUUGAAGAGGGUGUCCAAAGACAGGAGAAAGAAAAAUACAAGCUCCUGUUGGAAUUUGUGAAGGAAAAAUAUCCUAGAAACAAGUCUACUCCUGUAGCUGCAAAUCACUACAAUACUCAAACCUACUCCAGGGAACCACUAAGGGCUGGUGGCCGUGUGGAAGAACACUAUCGUGGAGUAAGAGCGCCUCCAUUUGUGACACUAAGGACCGGUAGCAGAGAUACUGAAACUUGGAGCCCACUCUGGUCUCGAAGAAAUGAUAUGAUCAGAUAUCGGACCCCCCCCAGAAACCCUCAAGAACCUGGCACAACAAUUGGACAAACAAACAGAGGGAGACGUGCUGACACUGACCUUUCAGAGGAGGUGUCAGUUCGGUUAUGCCUGGGCUCUGCCUCAUCCAGUAGGCCCUCUACACUUGGAGUAAAAGAACAGAAACACCCAAGCUCGGAAAAGAUUGUAGAACGCCUUCCACAGCUCACAGAGGACAUGGAGAGAGAGAUCAUGAAUGCACUUGGCCGUGGCCAGCAGAAUGAGAUCCUGAGCAGUGCUUUUAAAUUAAAGGUCACUCGUGGGGACAUCCAAACUCUAAGAAACCAUCAGUGGCUCAACGACGAGGUGAUCAAUUUCUACAUGAAUCUUCUGGUGGAGAGAAAUAACAAGCAGGGGUUGCCAGUGCUUCAUGCUUUCAGCACUUUUUUCUAUCCCAAAUUAACUUCUGGAGGUUACCAAGCAGUAAGAAGAUGGACGAAAGGUGUGGACAUCUUCAGUAAGGACCUCAUCUUGGUGCCAAUUCACCUCCAGGUGCACUGGGGAUUAGUGGUGAUAGAUGUCAGAAGAAAGAACAUUAAAUAUUUUGACUCAAUGGGUCAAAAUGGCUACAAGAUAUGUGAAACUUUGCGUCAAUAUCUGCUGGAAGAAAGUAAGACCAAAAGGAAUGUAGAUAUUUGUUCUUCGGAGUGGACUCUCUACAGCAUGAAAUCGCAUGAAAUUCCACAGCAGUUGAAUGGCAGCGACUGUGGGAUGUUUACAUGUAAAUAUGCGGACUAUAUCUCCAGGGACAAGCCAAUCACUUUUACACAGCACCAGAUGCCUCACUUCCGCAGACAGAUGGUGUGGGAAAUCCUUCACCAACAGUUGCUGUGAUCCUGGGGCUGAGAUGUACACCUCCCACAGUAACACUGUGAUUGCCUUAUAGUGACCAGCUUCAGGUUCAACUCUGUUUCAGUGGCUUCUUGCAAAGGGCAUUUGGAUGAAUUGCUUCCCCGCUCCAUGGGAUGUGAAUCAGUGGCUUGUUUGUUUUUUCUCUGUCCACUUGGGAGAACAUGCCUGUUUGAACUGCAUGAAUGCACCUAAGGGCAAAGCCAAAAGAUUGCUAGCCGCUGAGCUGUGGCCCUUGCUCAUAGAGCUGAAGAGGCGGCUGAGAGAAGCUGCUGCACAAACUGUUGUCAUCGGUCCAUUUUGAUGAAGACUGGCAACUUGUAGUGUAUUUCUGUAGCAAAACUGGAGCAAGAACUGGCUGGUGCAGGGAUGCCCCUACUAUGGUUUCAGAACUGUCAUAGUUACACAGGUAACUAUUAAGCUCCACGAAAUACCUUCACAUUCUGUGUGAACUCUGUGUUUAGCUGCUCUUUGGAGGAGCAGUUUUCUCUGUUUGGAGUAUAGAAGAUCCACUUGGUUCCUGAAACUGGAUUUGUAAUGGUCCCAGGCAGAAGGCAUUUAAUCUCUUUUGAUUUGUAACAAAUCCAUGAGGAAGCCUGGAUGGCUGGGGUUUAAGAUAUUGUUUCAAGAAUCUGUUGUAUGUGACAUGAUUAUUUAUUUCUUUUCUUUAUUAAAAUAUGUUUAAUUUA
Molecule: messenger RNA, 2636 nt
Organism: Alligator mississippiensis (American alligator)
Lineage: Eukaryota; Metazoa; Chordata; Crocodylia; Alligatoridae
Gene: SENP2
Product: SUMO specific peptidase 2
Exons: 20
Coding region: 196-1932 (578 amino acids)
Biological process (GO): protein desumoylation
Cellular component (GO): nucleus
Molecular function (GO): deSUMOylase activity
Source: RefSeq, a predicted model, not a curated record